AUGGAAGCUCCAAUUGUUCAACACCCAAAAAGGGCCUAUGGGCUGCAUAAUAAUGCAUGUGGAACAUGUGCUAAAGCAAAGGUGAAAUGCAUGCCGUCUGAUCCCGUUGGCAACAAAUGCUAUCGCUGUCAGCGACUUCGAAAGGAAUGCGAAGCUCCAAAUAAACCGAAAAAGCGACUUAAAGCAACCUCCGUGGCUGGACUCGAGAAGAAACUAGAUGAUAUCGUUACUAUUCUGAGUACUGCGAAUCAUAUACCAAAAGCAUCAAUUACACAACGUCAGAGUAACAUCCCAGCGGACAUCAAGUCUAUUAAUCCACCACACUUGCUAGACCAUGUUACUGAACAAAUCCCCAACGACGAGACAUCAAUGUGUUUUGGUGACAAUCUCAAGACUCCAUCCACUGGCAACAAUGCGAAUACAGAUAUAUAUCCAUUAUCUUCAACUAUCCCCCCCAUAAUCGACCUCGAUGAUGAUUACGCACACGCAUUGUUAGCCAUUUUCAAAAGCGACAUGGCUCCAUACUGUCCAUUCGUCCUCAUACCACCCAAUAUCUCACCUCGCCAAUUCCAAGCAGAAAGACCAUUUUUAUGGAAAGCUAUCAUUACAGCUGCAUCUCACCGGAGUCCGACUUUUCAGGAUGCUUUUGGAAUCCGCUCUUUCGAGAAUUUCAUAACUGAAUUGUUGUUAAGGGGUCAGACUGCUAGUCUAGACAAGUUGCAAGCUUUGCUUGUUUAUCUUGGAUGGUUUCAUUAUCAAUCUAUCAUUAAUAAUCAAACAAUCAAUUUGAUUUACCCUGUGAAGUCGAUGGUUACAACACUUGGUCUACAACGAUCAUUGAAGUUGGGUGCAGCUGUGGAGAAGAUUCCAGUUGAUGGUAGCCGACAACCUAAUAAAGACAGACUAAGUAGUCGGAGACUUGAGGAACUUCGGGCUUACGCAGGAUGUUUCUAUGCCACCUCGAUGAUGCCCCCAGGUAGUAGCGUGGAAAGUAUGCGGAAAAUCAAACACACAUUCUACAAUCUCGAAGCAGGAUUUGGUCCUCGUAUCGUUCCACUAAAGAUGUGUAUGGAUUUAAUACAGAAAGAACUAGAAGCUUUUAAACACGAGCUACCCGAAAAUCUAAAAUCGCAUUUCCUCCUAUCAAUCAACUACAGCAUCUCCGAAAUCAAUCUCUACGAAGCGGGUUUAAACGACACCGACUUCACAAAUUCAGACAGUCUCGAACGACUAAGUAUCCUCAACUCCUGCUUAACAUCCGGCAAAUCCUUUCUCGACGACAAAGUCACCCAAUGGAUCGACUUCUCCAUCGGAGCUGCCUAUACCACCUGGGUUCAGGUCGGUUAUGGUAUUCUAGUCGCCUCUAAACUAUGCACCUGUAAAGCCGACGGUUGGGAUCGAGAGUACGCCCGUUCGGCUCUACAUAUCCAACACACAAUUGAUUUCCUGAUUGAAAAACUCAAGAUAAUUAUACACAUUCGAGGGAGAAGUCCAGAACAACUACUUUCACAAUCCCAAUCCCACUCCUCAAACACCACCACCCCCCAAAAAAGACAUAUUCAUCCGUUUUUCCCGGCAACUCCUCCGCAUCAAAAAGUGGCACGAAGCUAA
This is a messenger RNA of Botrytis porri, 1611 nucleotides long. RefSeq lists its product as uncharacterized. The transcript is spliced from 8 exons. Gene Ontology annotation, molecular function: DNA-binding transcription factor activity, RNA polymerase II-specific; zinc ion binding; transcription cis-regulatory region binding. Gene Ontology annotation, cellular component: nucleus. Gene Ontology annotation, biological process: regulation of DNA-templated transcription. The record is from RefSeq and is a predicted model, not a curated record. NCBI's taxonomy places the organism in Eukaryota, Fungi, Ascomycota, Leotiomycetes, Helotiales, Sclerotiniaceae. The coding region runs from base 1 to 1611 and encodes 536 amino acids.